AUGGCGGCAGGUCUGCUCUCGCUUAUCGGAGGGGCCCGGCGGGCGCUGACGGGGAGCGCGCGCGCGACGGAGCUGUUCCCGCAGACGCGGCCCGACGUCGACGGCGAGGCCUGCGAGCACGACUGCGACAGCUGCACCGUGAAGUACCCGCGGCACUUCAAGGUCGAGGAGUCGCACCCCCUGUACGGUAACAUCAAGCCGUGGAGCACGCACGUCAUCGUCGCGACUAGUAAGUCCGACUGGAAGAGGGAUGUCGAGGAUGAGAAGGGGAGCGUGAUGGAGGCCUUUGGACAUGCUAGUAAGCCUGGCAAUGGGCGCCUCAUGCUCUCCGCGUCCAACAUGCACACGCCGUCCCACCAGGCGGAUUACUCGCAACCCACGUCGAUCCUGGUGCUCCCCGCCUUCACCAUCAUCGACAACGUGACGCCCCCGGCCGUCCCGUCCCUCGUCAGCAAGUACAUCUCGCGGGCGCCCACGACGUCGGACCCGCUGGACCCGAUCGCGCUGCCGAAGACGAUCCCGUCGUCGCGCUCGGCCGUGGGCGACAUGCGGGCGCGCGCGUGCCCGCACCGCGCCGUCGUCCUCCUGUGCUCCCACCGCACGCGCGACGCGCGCUGCGCCCAGAGCGCCCCGCUCAUCAAGAAGGAGCUCGAGCGCCACCUGCGCCCGCUCGGCCUCGACCGCGACCUUGACGACGAGCGGCCCGGCGGCGUCGGCAUCUACUUCGUCAACCACGUCGGCGGCCACAAGUACUCCGCCAACGUCCUGAUCUACCGCCGCCCCGACGCCUUCGGCCUAGACAAGGUGGAGCGCGGCAGGCUGCCGCCGGGCCAGGAGCCGCAGGUUAAGGUCGUGAAGCCGGUGCCGGCGCCGGAAGAAGAUGGGGGGGAAGGGAAGGGGCAAGGGGAGCCGGAUGUUGGUGCCGCGCAGUGUAUCUGGCUGGCGCGGGUGAGGCCUGAGGACUGCGAGAAUCUGGUCCGGUAUACGAUCUUGCAGGGUAAAGUUGUCAAGCCUGAUAAGCAGCUGAGAGGCGGGUUUGAUCGGAGCACGGGGAUGAUGAGCUGGUAG
Messenger RNA from Daldinia caldariorum, 1068 nucleotides. RefSeq names its product actin patches distal protein. The transcript is spliced from 2 exons. The coding region runs from base 1 to 1068 and encodes 355 amino acids. NCBI's taxonomy places the organism in Eukaryota, Fungi, Ascomycota, Sordariomycetes, Xylariales, Hypoxylaceae. The record is from RefSeq and is a predicted model, not a curated record.